Messenger RNA from Emiliania huxleyi CCMP1516, 1089 nucleotides. RefSeq lists its product as hypothetical. The coding region runs from base 1 to 1089 and encodes 362 amino acids. The record is from RefSeq and is a predicted model, not a curated record. The transcript has 3 exons. NCBI's taxonomy places the organism in Eukaryota, Haptophyta, Isochrysidales, Noelaerhabdaceae.
AUGCUAGGCUAUGGUAGCCAUUCUGCCAGAUUCUCCGGAGAGGCCGCAAAAGCGGCCAAGGUGGCCUCCGCUCAAGGGUCGUUGGGAUUUUCUGGUGACUCAGGAAGGAUGGGUCUGCGCCAAAUAAAAAUCGCGGCGGGUGCGGCCAGGCUGGGCAGGGCCGUCCGAGCUUGGGCCGGCGAGGACCAGAGAAAGAAGGGUUUUUUCCGCGCCUCGGCCAUCCCCUCGGGUGUCGAGCCGUGGGAGUUCUACGCCGGACUCGCCCUCCUGCUGGCCUCCAACUUUGGCGUCGUCGCGCUCGUCGCCGCCGGUCGCGUGUCACCCGGCUCGAUGCCGCCGAUCAACGUCUUCACCGACAUUGCCAACGCCGCGAUGGAAUCCAAGGUGGCGUCGGGAGAGGUGCAGCCGGUGAUGGCAACCUUCUGGGCGCAGUCCUUUUGGGCCGAGUUACUCGGCCAGUACCUCCAGGCCGGCGAGCGGCCAGAGGUUUUUGUCGGCCACUGGUGUGAAGCCGAUCCGGCACGGACCGGCUGGUGCUUGCAGGCCAAGGCGGACGCGCUCUCGCGCCUGCGCGGCGGGAUGGUGCGCGGCGCAGACAGUGGCGGCGGCGCGGUGCGACCUGGGCGGUGCGCGCAUGCCCCGCGCAUGCUUGCCGGCCGAACGCCACGCCGCGUGCUGGCAGAGCUGCCGUUUGCGGAGGCGCGUUCGAUGGCGCGAGCUAUGGGCAUGUCCUCGCGAGAGGAGUGGGACGACUACGACUGCCCCGGCGCCUACCGGCUCCCGAAAGAUCCGGACGUCGCGUGGUCGGCGGAGUGGCAAGGGUGGGAGGACUGGCUCGGCGUGACGCUGCCCUUUGCCGCGGCGCGCGAGGUGGUGCGAGGGCUCGGCCUGGAGAGCGAGCAGCAGUAUGCGGAGCUGCGCAAGGCGGGCGCCGAUCUGGAGCGAGUCAGCGCCGAGGCGUGGAACUCUGGCCACGCACUGAAGGUGCGCCAGGCGGCGGCGGCCGUGGAUACGGGCCGGCUGCCCGCGCGGCCCGAUCUCGUGUAUAGAGAGGAGUGGCGCGGCUGGGAGGACUGGCUGGGCAAGUAG